AUGUGUGCUACUAUACGCUCCGUCAAUGAUUCGGACUUUGAUGAAUGGUAUCGUCUAAGCAAAACUUUCCUUAAAGCCAAUCACAAUAUUGAUCUCAGCAAGGAAGACGCUAAGGAAACUUUUGAGAGGAUUCUUGAUCCAAAGGUGAAGAUUUGGGCAUUAUUAGCUAUAAAUCCAGAGACAAAUCAAUCCAUUGGAUUCACCAACUACCUGAGUCUUCAACAACCAUACAAUCCACAAGAACGUAUCCUUCUCAAUGGUAUUUACGUGGACCCUGAUGCUCGUUUGAAGGGCACAGGAAGACGUUUAAUCGAAGCAGUCUACAAAGCCGCGGACGAGCUUGGUACCCCAGAUGUUUAUUGGAAUACAGAUAUAGAUAAUCAUGCCGCUCAGCUCUUGUAUUGCAAAGUCGGUGUUAAAACUGGUCAAUUGUCAUACAAACGAGUUUUGGAUGGUUAG
Messenger RNA from Hansenula anomala, 459 nucleotides. RefSeq names its product GNAT family N-acetyltransferase. The transcript has a single exon. NCBI's taxonomy places the organism in Eukaryota, Fungi, Ascomycota, Saccharomycetes, Phaffomycetales, Wickerhamomycetaceae. Gene Ontology annotation, biological process: protein acetylation. Gene Ontology annotation, molecular function: N-acetyltransferase activity. The record is from RefSeq and is a predicted model, not a curated record. Gene Ontology annotation, cellular component: cytoplasm. The coding region runs from base 1 to 459 and encodes 152 amino acids.